GGCCCUUGCUUUGCUGGGGCUGCUUUGUUGGAGUGCUUAUCUUUGGUUUGGUCUUCUUGCUAGAUCUUAGCACUGUGUGUUUUUGUUUUUAAGCCUUGUCUCUGUUGCUAAACUCUGGAUGUAAUUCAAAAUCUUGGCUUGUUUGGCUUUGUCUAUAAGCUGCGUUUUCUGCCCACCCCUGCAGUGCUUAGGUAUUGGGGGACUGCACUAUGUUUAAUAAAAUGUGCUGGGCUACUUCACAGAUCCCAAUGAGUUCUCCUGUGGAGCAGCCCUUCUGUUGCUCUUUUCUGGCCAAGUUGUUUUUGUUUGUAUUCAAGAUCUGUGAGGGAACCACGUAGACAAGUUGAAGCGUGGAGCUCAGGUGGAGUUAAAAGAGAAUUUAGGAUCUACUGUAUAAAUUUUCCAAUAGCUUUCAGGAGGGUUUAUAAAAAAAAAAGUUAAAAACAAAAUAUAGGGAAAUUGGUGUAAGUAAAUGGUUCGCUUUCCUAAUGGACUACCAGAACACCUCAGAAACCUGUUAAUUGAAUCACCAUGUGAAUCUGGAGAGAGCGAGUGGCGAAGUCAGAAGUUGCAGGUGCUAGAGCAAUGUUUUGAAGUAGCCAGUGCCAGAACUGAUAUAUGCCUGUUGGCACAGGUUGUAGGACAGGCACUCAUGCUUCCAAGUGUUUUCUGCAGGAAGCAGCUACUGCUUUAUGCUGUGUAAGUGGCAGAAAGAGGAGUGAGCAGGUUGAGUUGUGAUGGGAAGUUCUUCCUGGUCUUUUCCUGAAAGAUGUCCCACUUGCUUAAAUGACAAACCACUAGAGAGCAGCAUUACAUCAGUACUUCUGUUAUGUACCUAAACAGCUUUGAAAUAAAACAGUGUCAGGGUGAGAUUUGUGGUUUCAGAUCGGAUUGGUUUUCUGAUCAGAUUUUCAGGAACAGGGAAAAUAGAGAUGAGUCUGUCCCAUCUGGUUUGUUGCUUACUCUUUGCUGUGGGAUGAAAUUGAAACUAAAUAAGCAUCACUAGGUAUGUGAUAAACAGGAAUUAUUAAUAAACAGGAGUGAUAAAGCAUUUGGCAGCUCAAGGGCAGUAUGGCUAAGAAGGACAAAAGUCAAAAGAUGGUGCAAGAGGAAGGGCACACAGGAGAAAGAGUGCAAUUUACAGUCAGGAAAAUGGAUAAAGCAGCAGUAACUCUCCUGACUCAGGAGUUACUCCGGACUGUAGUCUGCAACUGGAGCCAAUAAGCUUGUCCCAACUAAGCUAACCACGGCUUUGAGAAGUGAGCUGCGGAGCAGAGAUCAUCUCAGAAGCUUGAAGAUGAAGUGCUUUCUUCUGCCAACUCAAUUUGCAGUUCUCUAUAGCUUUGUUCUAACUAAACCUGUCCAGAUAGCUACAAGAAACAAUGACUUAGGCAGUGAAAUAGCUGUGCAUGAAGGAGACAUUCUCCUAAGAAGAGGACAACGCAGUGCAAUUAACUGUGAGAGCUGUCUAUGGCCCAAGUCACAGGAUGGACUAGUCAAAGUUCCAGUUAACAUCUCCUCUGAUUUCUCAUUGGCAGAGAGAUCUUGGAUUGCUGAUGCUCUACAAGAGGUCUCCACAUUGACCUGUGUCAAGUUUGUAAAUCGCACUACAGAAACAGACUACGUAUAUGUUGAACGUGGACAGAGCUGCUGGUCUUACUUUGGAAAAAUCGGAGGACGUCAAGCAGUAGGCCUGGUGAAAAAUGGCUGUAUGGAUAAAGGAGCGAUUCAGCAUGAAAUGAACCAUGCACUGGGCUUCAUCCAUGAACAGGCACGGAGUGAUCGGGACAAGUUUGUCAAAAUUAUGUGGGAACACAUUACAGCAGGAGAACAAGGAAACUUUGGGAAAGUGAAUUCCAAAAAUCUGGGCCUUCCCUACGACUACUCUUCUGUGAUGCACUAUGGCGCGUAUGAUUUCUCCAGCACUCCUGGGAAGCCAACUAUUGUACCAGUUCCUAACCCUCUGGUACCCAUUGGGCAGAGAGAAGGCCUGAGUAACUUGGAUGUAGCUAAAAUCAAUAAGCUCUACAAGUGCAAUUGCUGUAGCUCUGUAUUGCCAAAAACCAAAGGCUCGUUCUCCUCCAUCAAUUACCCAUCCCCAUACCCAAACAAUAGCAACUGCCUGUGGUUGAUCCGCAUCCGUCGGAAUAAGAUUUUCCUGCAGUUUGAGGCUUUUGAUCUCCAAACCUCCUCAGACUGUUCGUCUGACUACAUAAAAGUUUACAGUGGAAACAGCAAGAACUCUCCUGUCUUGUUGGACAAAUACUGUGGGAAGGGGCCACUGCCUUCCAUUGUUGCUUCGGGAUCAACAAUGCUGGUAGAGUUUGCAAGUGACGAGACCGUUACAGCCACAGGAUUCAGAGCCUCCUACAACAGGGUGAAUUGCGGAGGUACUUUCACAGACUCCAGUGGAGUCAUCAUCUCUCCAAACUACCCCAGUAAAUACCCCAAAAACCGGGCAUGCUUCUGGGUCAUCAGCUCUCCAGUAGGAUACAAGGUAAAGAACUGAUUCUUUCACUGGUUUCAGCGAUGUUCCCUAAUAGAAUCUUUUUUUUUUUUUUUUGCCUUGUA
This is a messenger RNA of Numida meleagris (helmeted guineafowl), 2571 nucleotides long. RefSeq names its product astacin-like metalloendopeptidase. NCBI's taxonomy places the organism in Eukaryota, Metazoa, Chordata, Aves, Galliformes, Numididae. Gene Ontology annotation, biological process: proteolysis. The record is from RefSeq and is a predicted model, not a curated record. Gene Ontology annotation, molecular function: zinc ion binding; metalloendopeptidase activity. The transcript has 12 exons. Bases 1298 to 2509 code for a protein of 403 amino acids.